AUGGUGCGGUGUUCGUGGUUCCACAAGCGCACGAGCAUUCGACCUUCUACCCUCUUCACCAACCCACCAAACAGGCACUGGUGUUGUCUCUCACACCCUCCUUCGUGCUGCAGGGUGGUAAGCUCCGGCAGGUCGAGCACGACCAGUCGGGAUUCUCCGGCGGCCAUACGUUGGCCUUCCUAUUUAUCGACGCUUGCUUCCCGACUUCCAGUUCGGCGCAGAUGCCUUAGUAACUCGAGGGACCGACCACAGUUGGGACAGCUCGGCAGCCUCGUACGAUCGGCAGCGGAAAGGGCGGCGGUCGAGGCCGCCUGGGCGGCUAAAGCUUCAGCAGCAGCCUUGGGAUCAAACAUUGACCCGCCGAUUGUGACAGACAGGGUUCAGUUGCACGCAGGCUCGAUGUCAUCUGCUGGUUCGGAAGGCGAGAGUGGUGAUUUUUCUGUUGCAGCCAAGGCCACUCCCGGGGUAGAUGGCAGGCUGGUGAAGGAAGAGGAGGAGGAGGAGCAGGAACAGGAGGAAGGGCACGAAGAGAGGGCAACGCCAGGCGAGCGCAAGUUCGGGGAUAUGGCCAAGGCCCUCCAGCGGCACAGCGUCUGGACAGCCGCCAGUGGGCAUCCCUACCACGCUGAAAGGUGAUGGGCAGUGCGAAAUACGGGUGUUGCAAGUACAGCUACCGCGCACUACGCUGGGAUUUCAGCGUUUUGUUGUUCCAAAUUGCUUCUAAACCAGUAUCACGUUGUCUCCCAAGAUCUCCCACUCAAGAUCUACGGCCCUGCUAGUUGGCAAGCCUUUCCGCAGUGUAGAUUUCAUUUUCGUUUUUGAACAGUCU
This is a messenger RNA of Ectocarpus siliculosus, 829 nucleotides long. The record is from the annotation of a GenBank genome assembly. NCBI's taxonomy places the organism in Eukaryota, Phaeophyceae, Ectocarpales, Ectocarpaceae.